Messenger RNA from Penicillium digitatum Pd1, 1593 nucleotides. RefSeq lists its product as uncharacterized. Gene Ontology annotation, cellular component: membrane. Gene Ontology annotation, molecular function: transmembrane transporter activity. The record is from RefSeq and is a predicted model, not a curated record. NCBI's taxonomy places the organism in Eukaryota, Fungi, Ascomycota, Eurotiomycetes, Eurotiales, Aspergillaceae. Gene Ontology annotation, biological process: transmembrane transport.
AUGCGACUGCAGACCAACUUUGAUGACCACCAAGACGGCGGCGACCCUAUCUCCAAUUUCGAAAACGACGGCAACUUUGAUACCAACAGGGAGCUUGAGGGUAAACAGCCGCGCGGCGGGUUGGGACCGAGAUACACGCUAGAGGAGGAGAGCGAGGUGGUGAGGAGAUUUGAUCGAAGGCUGGUUCCAUUUCUGGCCCUUCUCUACUUGCUCUCCUUCUUGGACCGCUCGAACAUUGGAAAUGCAAAGAUAGCAGGACUCAAAGACGAUCUACAACUUUCAUCUUCGCAAUAUGAAGGGCUACUUACUGCAUUUUACAUCACUUACAUUCUCUUCGAAUGGAUGACGCUGAUGUACCGCGUUGUUCCCCCGCAUAUUUAUAUCUCUCUAUGUGUAUGUGGAUGGGGUCUCGUCGCAUCUUUCCAGUGUCUAGCUACUUCUUUUGGGGGCUUGGUCGUUCUCCGAGCAUUGCUUGGCAUCACCGAGGCGGCUUUUGGCCCGGGUGUUCCGUUUUACCUGUCUUUGUUCUAUCGCCGACAUGAGCUGGCUUUCCGUAACGGAUUGUUUAUCUCAGCGGCGCCGCUGGCGACAUCUUUUGCUAGCAGUUUGGCCUACUUGAUUGUCAGGUUUAGCAGUGACGGCCCGAUCUCGCCGUGGCGAACUCUGUUCCUCGUGGAGGGGUUCCCAAGUGUAAUUGUUGCGGUAUUUGCCUGGUUCCUGAUUCCGGACUCCCCUGGUCGGGCUCGAUUUUUGAAUCGUCGGCAAAGGGUGGUAGCUCAGCAGCGCCUUGAGGAGAGCACCUCCGACUAUCGGCAAUCGUACAGAAGUCGAUUCAACUGGCGAGAAAUUUGGAAGACUGCAUCUGAUCCCAAGGCUUAUAUGGCUGCCUUCAUGUUCUUCAGUUGUAACGUUGCUUUCAGUUCAAUGCCUGUCUUUUUGCCCACUAUCAUCAAAGACAUGGGAUAUUCCUCCUUACAAGCCCAAGCCCUCUCAGCACCUCCCUAUCUCGUCGCAUUUGCGGUGGUCCUGCUUACCGCAUACGCGUCAGACCGCAGCCGCUCCAGAAGCCCAUAUUUGAUAGCCCACGCCCUUAUCUCAUCACUCGCUUACUUCGCGAUCGCAGUAACGGGUUACUUCCACUCACACCUGUCACCAUGGCUUCACACAUUUAUUCGCUACAUGUGCGUCUACCCGGCCACGGCCGGGUUCUUCUCCGCAAUCACUCUCAUCAUCACAUGGUCAAUGGAUAACCGCGUCGAAAAGGAAGGCAAGGGCGCUAGCAUUGCUAUUCUCAAUAUCAUCGGACAGUGUGGGCCCUUGCUCGGGACGAGACUGUAUCCCGAGACUGAUGGGCCGUGGUACAUUCGGGGCAUGGCAACUUGCUCGUUUUUCAUGGUUGUUGUAGCGGGGUUGGCAGUGGGACUGCGGAUCCUUCUACGGAGGAUGAAUCGGGCGGCCGUGGACUCGACCUAUACCAUUGAACAGGCUGGUCCUGUUGAUCCGGGGGAAGAGCGGGAUGUGCUUAUGGGUGGUGGGAGGAGGGGUGAUCUAGAGCAUUCUACUGGGGAUAGAAGACUGGAGUACAUCAUCUAG